Messenger RNA from Trypanosoma theileri, 1140 nucleotides. RefSeq lists its product as uncharacterized. The coding region runs from base 1 to 1140 and encodes 379 amino acids. The record is from RefSeq and is a predicted model, not a curated record. The transcript has a single exon. Lineage: Eukaryota; Euglenozoa; Kinetoplastea; Trypanosomatida; Trypanosomatidae.
AUGAUGAUGGGCCGUGUGAUGUUUGUGUUGGCCGUUGUGCUGUGCUGCGCCUGCGGGUAUACCAUGGCGGCUGCUGCUGCUGUUGAUAAUGACAGUCCCAAUGGCCGUGGUGUAUCCCGUGGGGCUGUGGAGGUGUCGUGCGGGGCCGGCGGUGCGCUGCGUGUACGCCCCGCUGCUGAGAGCGAGUGGCUUACAUGCGGUUUGGGCAGCCGUGUGUCUGCAUGUGGGAAGUACGCAGACCUCUGCCGCCAGCGUACCGCAAGAACAACAAGAACAUCAACAACUACUACUGCUACUACUGUUAAUGCUGGACAGCCAAAGGCGGUGAUGGCUGAAUCUGGUCGUUGGACAUGGGAAGAUUUUCUUGUGACAGCAAUCCAUGAGAAUAAGUGUAGCAAGAAUGACAGUAAGACUCGGAUUCAUGGUUUAAAUUGUUCUGAGUGGCAAAAAAAAAGUGAUUUUAAAAAUAUUAAGGCAAAGUCUCCAUUCUCAGAACCAGCGAAAGAAAUUAAAGAUCUUUCCACUGAACCUAUUCCUACUGCUCGCGUUGAGUCUGAUGUAGAUAGAAUGAGUGGUCAUGAGACAGAGAGUCCAGAACUUGAAGUAAAUUCAGUUGCGGAAGUUGCUGCCAAUGUCCAUGAUGCUGAAAGGCAAAACGCAGAAACAGGACCAACAACGUCAACAGUGCAAAGUGAAAAUACGGAGUCUACUGCAGCACAACAAAGUAAUCAAGGGACAUCAAGCAACACAUCUGUUAACGCUGUACCUGUCGAUAAUAAUCCUUCCAAGCAGCAGUCUCCUCCAGCUGUUAAUGUGACUGGCGUACCAGACUCACAAGAAACCUCUUCCAAUAACGUGAGUACAGGUAACAGUACUACUGGCGCAGACAUGGGUGUGAGUGCAAAGACGGAAACGGAAGAAAACACUUCCACUACUCCGGCUAACCCCGAGAACACUACCACUGAAGCACCAACCACCACUCCAUCUCCAUCUUCAGUACCCAACGCAGAGAUCAGCAGCAACAUUGCUUCCACAGUGCAGAAGAACAAGGCUAUUGUUGACAGCAGUGUCAGUCCUGUGUGGAUGCGCACUGCAGCACCGCUACUGAUUGUGGCUGUGUUCUCCGUUACUGUGUGCUGA